This is a messenger RNA of Menidia menidia (Atlantic silverside), 2624 nucleotides long. Lineage: Eukaryota; Metazoa; Chordata; Actinopteri; Atheriniformes; Atherinopsidae. The record is from the annotation of a GenBank genome assembly.
GCAGGCGUCCACUAACAAGGCUAACUGCUGAUUAAGGUCAGACUGCCAUGCAGCAGACAGACAGAGAAACCAAUAGAUGACAAACAUCGUCCAGUUCGUCAUCCUUCAACUCUGCCAUCAGAGAUCCUUGUUUUUUUUAUUUUGAGACCUUAAAAUUGAUUCAUGUGGCUGACUUUUCAAGGCCUGGAAGACGUGACACACUCGUCUCUUUUACCUGCUAUGUGACAUGUCUGCAUUGGAAUGGGUGGCUGCUGAGAUCACACAAAUAUGAAGAAGACACUGAGGGCUCUCGUCACCUCGACGGUGUUUCACCUUUAGACCAUUCAACCGACCAGACGGUCAGAACCAGCCCUCCCGUGACUCGGACCCAGGCUGAAGACAAUCUGUUGUGCAAAACAGAAAAGAGAGCAGACAAACUCAGACAACCAACAGAGCUCUGAAAAGGGAUUUUUUUUCAACCAGGAUGGCACCUGUGGACAUUUGAUUACAUUCUUUUUGCCCAUUUUAUGUGGAAAUGUAAUGUUUUUUCCCCCAGAGAAAAGUCAAAGUGGAGUGAACACCUUACUGAAUGUUGCUGAGGGAGGUCCACAGAUCUAAGCACAUGAAAGAACACAUUCACAGCGUUCAGGUUUCCCACCCACAGGAAACUGAGUGUCAUCUGUGGAAAGAGAGCUGCAGCUGCAGUGAUGAUGACAGUGAUUCAGAGGAGGAGCUUUAUGGAAUUCCACAGGGGAACUGUGCCACUGACCUGUAUCACCACCCCCAGCUGGAUGCAGACAUGGAGGCAGUCAGGACUUUGUAUUCAGACUCUGCAGUUGCUUUCAGGGACUACGUGUCAAUUGAUGGCGUGGAUGUUGACUUAAACAUUAACUGCAAACUUUUGAAUGGGGAGGUGGCCAAAGCCUGGAGCAUUAAUCCUUCAGAGCCUCUUGUGAUCAGGCUGCAUUUCUCCAUGUCUUUGUAUCUGGAUGGACCUGCACCAUCAGUGGAGGUCUUCCAGCCAUCUCAUACUAAUCAUUUCAGUGCAGUGAGACAGCUACAAAAUAUUCUCACAGUCUUCAUAGCUCAAGAGUGGACGCACCUGACAAAUGACAAAACUGUAGCUCGACGGAAGAGCAAACACAGCUGGUUCAGACCAAGUGGGACCAUAAGGAAGUUUCGAGCGAGACUCAGCAUCUGGCUACCACUUUCAAAAUAUGAUAAGUCGAAUCAGAUCCAGGAACCAGCUCUGAGAGGAAGGACCAAUUUACGAGCCAUGAAAAACCGUUUCACCAACCGCACAAGUUCCUACAACAUCAAGAAUCCAGUGGGAGAGCUUUUUACGUACUCACCCAGUGGAAAGAAGGUGAUGGUCUCAGCCGUCAAAACAUCAGCACAGCUGAGCACCAAACAACUUGUAGAGCUGCUGUUCAGCAAUCAGGCCCUCGGACACUGUAGGAGCACACCAACUCUGCAGCAUGGCUUCUUGGUACAGAUAAUGAGAUAUGCUGAGCAGAGAAUUCCAACCCUGAAUGAAUAUUGUGCUGUUUGUGAUGAACGCCAUGUCUUUCAAAACGGACCCAUGCUUAAGCCAGCGGUUUGCACCAGGGAGCUGUGUGUGUUCUCCUUCAACGUGUUGGGCGUCAUGUCUGGAGCCACUGAGGAGGUUGCAACCGGUGCAGAGGUGAUUGACCUUCUGGUAGCCAUGUGCAGAGCCGCUCUGCAGUCUUCACGCAAAAACAUUAUUUUUGAACCAUAUCCCUGCAUUGUUGAUCCAUCCAACCCAAAAGCAAUGGCUUUCAGUCCCAAGAGAAGGAGCUAUGACAGGCUGCAAAGAGCAUUGAAUGGAGUCUUGUUAGUCAGGAGAAUGACUCAGGGUCCAUAUUCUGAGACAAAAAAGCAGAUGGACAAGAUAGACCCUCUAGCACAUCCGUUACUACAAUGGAUUAUAGCCAGUAACAGAUCACACAUCAUCAAACUUCCUCUAAAGAAGCAACUGAAGUUCAUGCACACACCCCAUCAGUUCCUACUGAUCAGCAGCCCUCCAUCCAAAGAGGCACGCUUUCAAAGUGCCAGGAAACUUUAUGGCAGCACUUUUGCCUUCCAUGGCUCCCACAUUGAAAACUGGCAUUCCAUUUUAAGAAAAGGCUUAAUUAAUGCAUCUUAUACAAAAUUGCAGCUCCAUGGUGCUGCAUAUGGAAAAGGCAUCUAUCUAAGUCCCAUUUCAAGCAUUUCAUUUGGAUAUUCUGAGAUGGGUAAAGGUCAGUACCACAUGCCAACCAAAGAAGAGCUCAUCGAGAAAUACAACAGAGUGAACGAAUUCAAACAGGAACCGCAGGGACAUACCAGAUUUCUGCAAAGCCAUAACCUAAAUUGUGUUGCCCUCUGUGAAGUGAUAACCUCAAAAGAUCUCCAGAAACAUGGGAAAAUUUGGGUGUGUCCUGUAUCCGACCAUGUCUGCACACGCUUCCUCUUUGUGUAUGAAAAUGGUCAGGUGGGAGACAUGCACAUUGACACUCAGGAAGAGGAAAUCCAAAAGGAAAUCUUACAAGUAAUUGGUUCCUGCUGAAACAACCAAAGUACACAAACACCUCUUUUUGAUAUUUAAUGUAAAUCAUCAUUAGCUCAUCAUGCUUUUUAAUUGU